AUUCACGAUAUCAAUUUUGGGUUGAGGAGAUUAAUUUAGGGGAGAAACCUUAAUCCCUUUUAAAAAAAGGUUAUACUUAUAUAAUGUUACAUAAAAAACACUAUUUGAUGCUACAUAAACAUAAAUGAAGAGAGAGAAAAUGAGUUGAGGAAAGAGAAAAUCAAAAAUUGUGGACCCUACGUCUAUUUGUUUGGACAGGAAAUGAAUCUUACAUCAUGUUACAUAAUAGAUGUAUUUUCCUUUAAAAAAUUACCAUAUUGAAGUCUCUGGUGUAAAAUUAAACUUUUAAAUAUGAUGUUUCGAAUCUGUAAUAGCACUAUGCCACUGGUGUUGUAAUUUUGCAGCAUAAGGAGAAUAGGUUUGGAGCGAGGUGCACGAUACGAUGGAAGAUGACACAACGUUCGAGCUGAGCAAGUGUGUUUCCUCGGUGUCGGAGGAUUCCAGUUUCUGUUGCCCAAUUUGCUUGGGAUCAUUGGUUCAAGUUUCCUACCUCGAUAAAUGUUUUCAUAAGUUUUGCUUCAAUUGCAUUUUACGCUGGGCCAAAGUUGUUGCUGGCAAGCACCGUUCUCCACCUUCUUCUGUAAAAUGCCCCCUUUGUAAGACAGAAAAUUUUUCUAUCAUAUAUGGAGUUGAUGGAAGUUGUUUUCAACGACAUUAUGUAAAUAAGGAUUUUGAGGAUAGUUUUAUCUUAUCAAGAGCGCAGAGAUAUAGAUUACAAUGCUAUUACACUGAACAAGGAUUCUUAGACGACAUAUUCAAUAUAUCGCAAUAUUGGAAAUCUCAUAAGUAUUUUCAACCAAACUGCUGGCUUCAAAGUUGGUUAAGAAGGGAAAUUCAAGCUCUUAUCCAGGAGGAGGAUGUUGACAUCAUUGUGCACCAUAUCCUUGGUGUGGUCAAACCAUUAUGGACUAGGAGAGAGCAGAAGUCACACAUAAAUGCACCUGAAAAGAAACAGGAAGAGUUCAAGAUGUCAGUCUCUGAAGCAGCAAGGCCUUUUCUGGCAGUAAGAACGGACAGAUUUGUAUAUGAGAUUCAACUUUUUCUUGCUUCAGGAUUGAAUAUAGAAGCUUAUGAUGCUGUUUACAUACAAAGAUUAGGUUGGAGCUCACCUGGGGUAAACACUGAGGUUUCUCAAAGUGAAUUAAUUGAUCGCACAACUGUGAUUCCAUACCUGUAUAUAUUUGAUGACGACUCUGAUGGAAAUGAGUAGAUUCCUUGUUUUGUUUUUCUCACUUUUUGUCUGUAAUUGCUGUAUAGUGUGAUUGUUACCCGAAUAGCAUAGGAGAAAAAAUUCAUAUAUCAAUAAGCGCUAUUGAGGGUUUGGAU
Gastrolobium bilobum is the source of this 1326-nucleotide messenger RNA. RefSeq lists its product as uncharacterized. Bases 383 to 1210 code for a protein of 275 amino acids. Gene Ontology annotation, molecular function: metal ion binding. The transcript has 7 exons. The record is from RefSeq and is a predicted model, not a curated record. NCBI's taxonomy places the organism in Eukaryota, Viridiplantae, Streptophyta, Magnoliopsida, Fabales, Fabaceae.